UGUGCAGAAUUUGACACCGUAACCCUCAAAGCAAAGCCAUUUCUCUCUCUACUUACCCUACCACCCUACACAACACAGAAUUCUCUUGUUUCACUCACGCACCCCCCUCCCUUCUUUUACUCGUGUUUCUCCUUCUUCAAUACACCCCCUUUUGUUAACUUAAUCUCCCCUCACUCUCAAUGUCUAUUUCAUCACUCACCAUUCCUUUCUUCUCCUCUCUUGUUCCCCUUUUACCACCUUAACCCUUCCAUGUUUCUUUUUUUCUUUCUUUCUGGUUUCUUCAUAAUUUGAUUUGUUUUUGAGAUGGGAUCAAUAAGGCGCAUGAUAUGGAAUGAAGAAGAGAAAACAAUGGUUGAAGCUGUUCUUGGUGCUAGAGCUUUGGAUUUUUUGAUAAAUAACUGUUUAUCAAAUGAGAGUGGAUUGAUUGCUGUUGGUGAAAGUGUUGAUUCUCUUCAAAACAAACUCUCUGAUCUUGUUGAAAAUUCUUCAUCCAAUUUCAAUUGGAAUUACGCGAUUUAUUGGCGACUUUCUAAGUCAAAAUCUGGUGAUUACGUUCUUUGCUGGGCAGAUGGGUGUUGCAGAGAACCAAACGAAGAAGAAGGUGGUGGUGGUGGAGUUAGAGAAACUAUGAGUCUUCGCAUAGAGGAAGAAAAAAAAGAAGAAGAAGAAGAAGAAGAAGGAAUGAAACAAAGUAUGAAGAAGUGGGUUUUGCAGAAGUUGCAUAAAGCUUUUGGUGGUUCAGAUGAAGACAAUUACGCUUUUGGCCUUGACCGUGUAACCGACACAGAGAUGUUCUUUUUAGCUUCUAUGUACUUCUUUUUCCCGAAAGGGUAUGGUGGACCCGGUAAGUGUUUCGCUUCUGGUAAACAUUUGUGGUUCAAAUCUGUUUCUGAUUACUGCUUUCGUUCUUUCUUGGCUAAAUCUGCUGGUAUUCAAACUGUUGUUUUAGUACCUACUGAUUUUGGUGUUGUUGAGUUGGGUUCUGUUAGAUUGUUACCUGAAAUCUUUGAUUUGUUAAACAAAAUCAAAUCACUGUUUUCAAUUUCAAAACCAUUGUAUCCUAAGGUGGUCAAUGAAGAAAGUUCAGUUUCAAUUCCAAAACUUGUUUUGAAUUUGAACAAUGGUCGUACACAUUUUAGGGAGAAACUUGCCAUUAGGAAAAUGGAUAGUAAUAAUGUUAAUAAUAAUAAUAGCAUUAACUUUCCUAGUGCUAGAAAUGGUAUUUGUGGUUCUAGUUGGGGAGUGAAUCAAGGUCAAGGUGAAAUUUUUGCUUCUAAUGGUGUUAGAAAGGAUUUUAGGCUCAACAACAAUAAUAGCAACUACCAACCACAAAGGCAGAUGCCAAUGCAAAUUGACUUUUCGGGAGCAAAUUCAAGGGCUAAUUCUGUGAGACCGGUUAUUGCUGAAUCGGAACUUGUUGCUGAUGUUGAGGCUGAUCAACCUAGUGAUGAAAGGAGACCUAGGAAGCGCGGAAGGAAGCCUGCUAAUGGAAGGGACGAACCUCUAAACCAUGUGGAGGCAGAGAGGCAAAGGCGCGAGAAGCUUAAUCAGCGGUUUUAUGCCUUAAGAGCUGUUGUACCGAAUAUUUCCAAGAUGGACAAGGCAUCUUUACUUGGUGAUGCUAUUGCUUACAUCAACGAGCUUCAAGCAAAACUCAAGAUCAUGGAGUCAGAGAGAGAAUCAUUUGGAAGCAGUACUUCCAGGGAUGGAUUGGCCAACUCGAGAUCAGAAAAUCGUCAUCAGAAUACUAGAGUUCCUCCUCCGGAUGUGGAUAUUCAAGCUUCUCAAGAUGAGGUAAUCGUAAAGGUGAGCUGUUCUCUUGAUACUCAUCCUGUUUCGAAAGUAAUCGAAACAUUCAAAGAGGCACAAAUCAGUGUUGUAGAGUCGAAACUUGCUGCUGCAAAUGAUACUAUCUACCAUAAUUUUGUAAUUAAGUCAGAAGGAUCUGAACAGCUUACCAAGGACAAGUUGAUUGCAGCAUUUACCCGAGAAUCCAACUCCUUACAAACCCAAACUUUGUCCAUAUAGGCAUGAUAAAUAGAGAAGGAACCAAUUUCUAAAGCUUCUUAAGAAUUUUUUGUUGUGCAGCUGAAGAUCUUAAGAGCAAAGCAGUUUGAAUUAGAGGUGUAGAAUGAUACAUAGCUCCUAUUAACCAACCGUGUAGGGCAACAAAUUUAUGUUUGUCUAUAGUAUACACAGUUUAAUUAUCAGAAAUAUUGUUCCUGCAAUGUCCAUUGUUUUAUUUAGUUCAACCAAUGUAAUUGACAUGUUCAAAGGAUUUAUGUCUUUCUAUGAAAUUGUUUCUCAAGUUCUAAUUUU
Medicago truncatula (barrel medic) is the source of this 2319-nucleotide messenger RNA. RefSeq names its product transcription factor MTB1. The coding region runs from base 304 to 2028 and encodes 574 amino acids. Gene Ontology annotation, biological process: regulation of DNA-templated transcription. NCBI's taxonomy places the organism in Eukaryota, Viridiplantae, Streptophyta, Magnoliopsida, Fabales, Fabaceae. Gene Ontology annotation, cellular component: nucleus. Gene Ontology annotation, molecular function: DNA-binding transcription factor activity; transcription cis-regulatory region binding; protein dimerization activity. The transcript has a single exon. The record is from RefSeq and is a predicted model, not a curated record.